AAAGUUUUCAUUAUUGUUUCCGAAAAAUUUCGCGAAGUCAAGCCGCCAGAUGCUUUUGUCUCAUCGUAAAAAAGCUUGUUGAAAAUUGAUUUCAUAAUGUUUAAAUCAUCAUUGUUCUUAGCUGGCCACUUAUUUUCUAGUCAUCACCGUGAAUUAUAUCGAAGAUUGCAUACAUCAUCGUUAUGUUUAGUUGCUAAAGUUGAUUAUUAUAAAGUACUUGGUGUAACGAGAAAUGCUUCACAAAAAGAUAUCAAAAAAUCAUACAUUGAAUUGGCUAAGAAAUAUCAUCCGGACAUCAAUCCUGGUAAUAAAGAUGCUGCCAAACUUUUUCAAGACAUAGCCGUUGCUUAUACGGUUUUGUCCAAUAAAGAAAAACGUAGUCAAUAUGAUGCCCAAUUUGAAAAGGAACAAAAUCAAACAUUCGAAUCGUUUCGACGUUCAUCAGCUUCUUCUUAUCAAUCACCGUAUGAAACAUUUCAUUCUUCAGUCAAUCCUGAAGAAUUAUUUCGGAAAAUAUUCGGUACCGAUUUUCAGGAUCGUUUCACUAAAGAAGCCGAUCGUGAAUGGAUCGAUUAUUCUGGUACUGAACAUGGCCACGCUCCAACUGAGACUACAAUUAUAAGAUUAUCAUUUCGUGAAGCUGCAAAAGGCUGUGAAAAAUUGGUUGAAGCUCGAACAUUAACUGUUUGUGAGAAAUGUAUGGGCAUCGGCAGUGAACCUGGAAAAUCAAUUCAAGUCUGUCCAUUCUGUGAAGGCCUUGGUUUUGAAAUUGUCGAAGGUGUUGAUGAAAGAUUCCGAGUAACAUGUAGAUUUUGCAAUGGUAAAGGCCAUAAUGUUGUUAAUAAAUGUAACAACUGUCUGGGCUACGGACGAACAUUGGUCGAACGUAAAAUCAUAAUUCCUGUACCUCCAGGUGUAACAGAUGGUGAAACAUUUAAAGUUAACGUGGAUCCAUCUGAGGGAGAUUUCGCACGUGGAACCAUAGGAACACAACAGAUUUACAUUAAGUUUCUAGUGGAAUCAUCUGAAUAUUUUUCCGUAGACGGAACUGACCUUCAUUCAUCAGCAUCGAUAUCGAUACCGCAAGCAGUGUUUGGUGGUGAAAUUAUUGUCGAUGGAUUAUGGUCAGAGGAGAAGAUUACCAUUCCUCAUGGAUCAGAUUCACAUACGAUGAUAAAAUUAGAUAAUAAAGGUUUGAAAGACAAAUUUAAUUCAUCAUAUGGCAAUCAUUAUGUGCAUCUCAAAAUCAUUGUACCUAAAAAACUUACGACGGAAGAGACUCGUUUUUUGCAAGAAUAUGCCAAAAUCGAAGAUUUAACUAAUGGUUCGAUUCAUGGAAUUCAAAAAGAUACGAGAAAAUCAACGAGUAAAGCAGGUGAUCAUCGUAAUACCACUGAUCCCGAUAUCUCCGAUCAUGAACGUUUGCAACAAACACAAGCGAAUUUUUCAAUUGUGACUAUCUUUAAUGGUUUCAUUGGUGAACCAAUAAAAAAUUUUUAUCGAAUAUCUAAAGUGAUUUUAGGGGAAUUCAUGUCCAAAAAAUAAAAUUUAAAAAAUUUA
Molecule: messenger RNA, 1560 nt
Organism: Dermatophagoides farinae (American house dust mite)
Lineage: Eukaryota; Metazoa; Arthropoda; Arachnida; Sarcoptiformes; Pyroglyphidae
Source: RefSeq, a predicted model, not a curated record